Drosophila subpulchrella is the source of this 609-nucleotide messenger RNA. RefSeq lists its product as uncharacterized. The coding region runs from base 74 to 313 and encodes 79 amino acids. The record is from RefSeq and is a predicted model, not a curated record. NCBI's taxonomy places the organism in Eukaryota, Metazoa, Arthropoda, Insecta, Diptera, Drosophilidae. The transcript has a single exon.
CCAAAUUCUACAAUAUAUUUUAUAGUAUCCCUACUAUUUAUAGGGUUUCAUUCUGCAGUAGUUCGUUAGAUCCAUGACCUUAGCGGUUCUACUUUUUCUGGCAAUCCUGCCAAUGGGAAGAAAUGAAGGAGGGAAGUGUGAAACUGGUCUCCUGGUGGAUCCUCAGCAGUGCUACCCCCAUGAGGAGAUCUUUAGGAUCACCCAUCCCAUUCCCCUGCAAAGUAUCACCGCCAAGAGGAUGCAACUUCCCUGGUGGUGUCCCCUCUUGGAGAGCCUCUUCCUGCUGCUGCUGAUGAAGCUGCUCCAGUUGUAGAGGAGCCCCGAUGAGCCACCACCACCUUUCCGUAAUUGCCGCUGAUGUUGGCCAACAAUGGAGCGAGCCAAGUGGAGGCGACAAAUGUCACACAUGCUGCUCGUAACUCGUAAAUUGUAAAUCACAUCGGAAACUGUUUUUUCCCGCUGCUCUUGCCACACAUGAUAAUUUGUGGAGGUCUGGCCUAGGUGCUUCUAAUUAAAUUGUUCAAAAUGUUUUCAGCGCGCUUUUGGGCCUGGCGCUGGAAAAUCGCUGACAAAUGUUUCCGUCAAAACACAGAAAAAGUUUUCAUUUUG